Molecule: messenger RNA, 1640 nt
Organism: Nicrophorus vespilloides
Lineage: Eukaryota; Metazoa; Arthropoda; Insecta; Coleoptera; Silphidae
Gene: ppan
Product: protein Peter pan
Exons: 6
Coding region: 68-1621 (517 amino acids)
Biological process (GO): rRNA processing; ribosomal large subunit assembly
Cellular component (GO): preribosome, large subunit precursor
Molecular function (GO): rRNA binding
Source: RefSeq, a predicted model, not a curated record
UCAUAGUUAUGCACGUGCAUUAUUUUGGCAUUUGAUUUCAUAACCUGUAAAGUGUGGAACGUUGAACAUGGGCAGGAGGACGAAGAACAAGAAUAAAAAUCCAAACAGGAGACAUGAGGAAUCCGAAAGUCUUGUCAAGGCCCCCCAUUCCUUCGUCAUACACAAGGGCAAAGCGAUUGAGGGCCCCCUGAAUAAAUUGACUUUGGAUUUUAGGAAAGUUAUGGAACCGUUCACAGCCACCCAACUUAAAGAGAAAAAGUCGAAUAAAUUGAAAGACUUCCUUCACAUAGCAUCGUUCUUCCAUGUCACAAACAUGUGUAUAUUCUAUCAGUCGCAUCACGGAAUCAAUUUGAAGAUUUGCCGUCUCCCAAGGGGACCUACGUUGAGCUUCAAAGUGCACGAUUUCACACUGAACAAAGAUAUCAGAGCGAGCAUGAAGAAGGCUAUGCUUUUCAAAGAGGCCUUCGACCAUUCUCCCUUGAUGGUCAUGAACGGAUUCUCUGGUGAAGGAAAGGAAUUGCAGCUUAUGACCACAAUGUUCCAAAACAUGUUCCCAGCCUUAAACUUAUCUACUGUGAAUUUGAAUAAGAUGAAGAGGUGUGUCCUGUUGAAUUACAAUCCGACGACAAAAGUCAUAGAUUUCAGGCAUUACGUGAUCAAGGUGGCUCCUGUGGGCGUAUCAAAAGGCGUCAAGAAGAUUGUCGUUGGCAAUAGGGUGCCUAAUCUAGGGAAAUUCGAUAACAUUGAAGAUUUUGUUACUAAGGCUGAACUUUUAUCAGAGAGUGAGUUCGAGGAUGACCCAAAUUCGCACAUUACAUUACCAGAGAAUGUAAAGGCGAGGGGUGUGUUAAACGAGGGACAGUCAAAGAUUAGACUGUCAGAGAUUGGACCUAGGAUCAGUAUAGAAUUGGUUAAAGUGCAGGACGGUUUGAUGGACGGAGAAGUGUUGUACCACGCGUUCGUUGAUAAAACCGAGGAAGAGAAGGAGGAGAUCAGGAAGAGACGAGAAGCUAAAGCGAAAUUGAAGGAAAAGAGGAAGAAACAGCAGGAACACAACGUUAAGGCCAAGGAGGCUAAGAAGAAGGAAUUGAAUGGUAAAGCUUUGGAGGGUAUCAAGAAGAAGAAAGAAACCGAAAAUGAACAGGAAUCUGAAGACGAUGACGCUGAAUAUUAUAGGAAGGAAGUCGGAGAAGAACCGGAGAAAGAUUUGUUCGAUUCAAAUAAAACGGGAACGAAACGACCCGCUCAAGGGUUCAGGGGUUACAGACCGAAGAAACCGAGGAUGGACAACGAUGGUAACGAUUCGUCGAAAUUCGUCAAGAACAGAAAGUUCGGCAACGACAGGGACGGCAAAUUCGGAAAGGACAGAAAGUUCGGCAAAGAUCGCGAUGGUAAAUUCGGCAGGGACAAGAAGUUCGGCAAAGAUCGUGACGGUAAAUUCGGCAAAGAUCGCGAUGGUAAAUUCGGCAGGGACAAGAAGUUCGGGAAGGACAGAGACGGCAAAUUCAGGAGGGACAAGAAGGGUGGAGGAGGUGGAGGUGGAAGGCGCGUGGAUAAAACCAAUUCGCAGAACAGGGAUUUCAGACCGAUCGGUGGAAAGAUCAGGAAGUUUAAGAAAUAAUCCAAUUAAAAUAUAUUUU